UUGCUGCGCUGUUCACGCCCAAUGGAUGUGCCCUGGACGAGGAAUAUUCAAGGACGAUGAGUUCAAAAUAACGCAACCACAUAAUCAUCCUGUCGAUGAACAUUUGGGGAUUAAGGAAAUCUUUAUCCACCAAUUAUGCUUGGCAGCAGCAUCACAACUGAGAUCAAUUCCCAAGAUUUAUGAAACUCUAGAAGCUGUACAUUGGGAGGCAGCUCAGCUCAUUGAUUAUGAUGCUGUGAAAAAUCGCAUGACUACUUGCAGACUUCAUAUGGAAUUCCCAAGGAUCGAUGAUUCCUACGGAACUCUGUACGACAAACUUUCAACGGAUAUGUAUAUCUCCCUGCUUUGGAGUCGUAAUGGUCGUAUGGAUAUGGAAAUCUAUAACACAGGCGGAGAAUCUGAAGUCCUCAUCUUUUCCGAUUAUGAGUUUUUGGUUGAUCUCAGAAAUGCGGAAGUAUCAUCAGUCUCUUUCGUGGCCAGCAAUCAAUUCGAUAUUUCAUUACUCCCAGUGACAGAAAUUAUCGUUGCAUCGGCACUUAUUGAUAACCACGUGCUGCCAUGUUUGUGGAUUCUUGUAAAGAACAGAAAUCCGCCAGCCUAUGCAGCAAUUGUAACCAAACUGAAGAGGAUAUUCGAGCACACCGUGCCUAUCUAUGGGAAUUUUGACGCAUUACUCCAUGAGAAACUCCUAGAGCACUAUACAACUGUCAAAGGCACUUUAUACAGUAGUUGUAAUAUUCUAUGGGCCAAAGCGAAGGAUCUAGGCAUCAGGUUUCUGAAUGGCACCAACGGUACCAUCAUUGGACAAAUUUGUGCGCUAUUCCUCCUGGAGAAGGACAUGAUCGUCCCUACUUAUCGCAUACUGUGUCAACAAAUGACACUACCACAGAAAGGUGAACUGGCAAGGUUACUUGAAUAUUUUGAGGAUGAUUGGCUUGGACGCGUAGGCCCUUCCCAGAUGAGUUUCUAUCAGGAUUACGAGGGAACGAAAGAUUUCCAGCGGCUGAUAAAAAAAUACUUGGAUCGGAAGCUUGGAGCUAAUACUAGCAUUUGGGAUUUGCUAC
This is a messenger RNA of Fopius arisanus, 1064 nucleotides long. RefSeq lists its product as uncharacterized. NCBI's taxonomy places the organism in Eukaryota, Metazoa, Arthropoda, Insecta, Hymenoptera, Braconidae. The transcript has 4 exons. The annotation marks the transcript as partial. The record is from RefSeq and is a predicted model, not a curated record.